CCUAUGCAGUAACUAACUUUCUGGGAGACUUUCAAAAUAAAUGCCAAAAAACUCGUCUGAAAUAGUGCAACUUCUCUCCUGACUGUCAACAAAAACACCCAAAAAGUGUGCGUGCAAGCCAUUGAGCAAUAAAAUAACUGUAGAAGCGCUUUGCGCUGUUAACGGCGCAGGCGCGUUACUUCCUCCUAGAGCUCUCUUCGGUGUGUUUGCGUUGUGUCUAAACUGCCGGCGAGUUUAACAAAAUAUUUUACCAAUAGCAGCUAUGUCGGGCAGGUCGGUCCGCGCGGAGACACGGAGUAGGGCGAAAGAUGACAUCAAGCGGGUUAUGGCUGCUGUUGAGAAAGUACGAAAUUGGGAGAAGAAAUGGGUAACUGUCGGCGACACAUCCUUGCGAAUCUACAAGUGGGUGCCUGUGACCGAACCUAAGUCAAAUGAUCGCCACUUCAGCAUUGUAUGUGCUAUCUUGCAAAAGAGCAAAAAUAAGAAGAAAGCCAACAAUGACAAGUAUGGGUCGGAGAUCACAACACCAGAAAACAGCUCCUCUCCCGGAAUGAUGGAUAUGCAUGAUGAUAACAGUAACCAGAGCUCCAUUGCUGACUGCUCUCCCAUGAAGCAGGAGAACAGCAACAGUGCCAGCCCUACCCAAGAGGCCAUGGCAACUUCCCAGAGUGACAGCAUCGAGGCUAAGAGUGACCAGAGUCAGUCCCCUGGCAAAGAGCAGCUGAAGAGCACAGACAGCAAGAGUGGAAAUGUUCACCCCUCAGCAUUUUCAAACACAAGCACACCUAAGAGAGACCGAAGGUCCACAGGAAGGAAUGAACCAUCCUCGGACACUCCUCAAGAUUCUCAGGAAUCUGAAGAUGGCACUCCUCCCAAUAAGAAGGGGAAGUUGGAUUUCCUCAAAAGUAGCUAACUUAUCUUUUACCAUCACCAAUUCCUUGAUCUGUUGCCAUGUCCUCAGCCCUCCUGUGUCUUAAUUUCUUUAUUCUUCUGAAUUGGUCCAAGUGGAGUCCAGCACCCACCUCUACCCCAAAAAAGACUUUAAAACUUAAACUAAACCAGGAUCAGCUGGAUGGGGCAGUGUCAACCUAAACUGCAGCUAAAUCUCAUUUUGCCACACAUCCUCUAUUUUUGUUCUUUAGUAUAUGUACAUAUAUUUAGAUGUAGUUUUUGUUCAUGCGGGUCAACACACUGUUUGAAUCCUCUUAAAACUGUUGGUUCUGCUGCUGUUCUGUUUAUUACUUUGACAGUAAAACAUUUAGUUAAUUUAACUAAAGACAACACCUACAUAUUUAGUGCCACUCAGUCAGUCGCAUAUCUAUUUCCUUUUCUCCUCUUAUGGAAACUCACUUGUAGCAUAGUGCUGCUACCAGAUUAGUUGUGUACCUUGAAUUACCAGAAUAAUGAAAAACGUGUUGAUUUGUUUAAAUCGUAUGUAUACUUCACUCUGGUAUAACAAGUGCUCAGUUUUCAUUAACCUGUAAAGCAUUUUUCAGUGUAUAUGUAGGCUGUUUGGUUAUAGAUGGCUCUUUGAAUACCUCACUGGAGUCCAGCAGUGCUGGCAACACUAUGUAUAGAUUAUUAAACUAAGUAUAACCUUUUAUUUGCAAAAUGUAAGUAGCCUAAAUAGUUGUUUCCUCGUUAGCCUUUGCCCAACUAAAAUGUCUUUUUAAAUUAUAGCCUGGCUACAGAAAGUCAAAUGUUGA
Messenger RNA from Salvelinus fontinalis (brook trout), 1706 nucleotides. RefSeq names its product B-cell CLL/lymphoma 7 protein family member A-like. The transcript has 6 exons. Lineage: Eukaryota; Metazoa; Chordata; Actinopteri; Salmoniformes; Salmonidae. The record is from RefSeq and is a predicted model, not a curated record. Bases 263 to 913 code for a protein of 216 amino acids.